Molecule: messenger RNA, 1050 nt
Organism: Aspergillus niger
Lineage: Eukaryota; Fungi; Ascomycota; Eurotiomycetes; Eurotiales; Aspergillaceae
Exons: 4
Coding region: 1-1050 (349 amino acids)
Biological process (GO): RNA catabolic process
Cellular component (GO): extracellular region
Molecular function (GO): RNA binding; ribonuclease T2 activity
Source: RefSeq, a predicted model, not a curated record
AUGCCAGGGCCUCAACAGGUCUUGAAAGCUAUAACUGGAUCAUUGGGUGUCUCGUCGCUUUCGGUUUCAGAUUAUAGUUCGUCCGAAGCAACCUUCCGGCAAUGUCCUUCCUCCGAAGUGAGCUGCAAGGCUCAGUACCAUGGCCAGGAUACCUGCUGCUUCAACUACCCCGGCGGACAGAUGCUCCAGACGCAAUUCUGGGAUGCUGAUCCAGCUAUUGGGCCAGCAGAUUCCUGGACUAUCCAUGGACUCUGGCCCGACCAUUGCAACGGCGGCUUCGAUCAGUACUGUGACUCCGGGAGACGGUACAGCAAUAUCUCGUUGAUCCUAGUUGAUUCUGGUCGUGGGGAUCUACUAGACUAUAUGAGCGACUUCUGGAAGGACUUCAGGGGCGAUGAUGCGAAUCUCUGGGAGCAUGAGUGGAACAAGCACGGCACUUGUGUCAGCACGCUAGAGACUCACUGCUACACCGACUAUUACCCACAACAAGAGGUUGUCGACUACUUCGACCGGACAGUCGAAGUCUUUAGAACCCUGCCUACCUACGAGACACUCGCCAAAGCCGGCAUUACCCCCUCCUACACGCAAACCUACACUCGCGAUGAGAUUGUCAAUGCCCUCUCCAAGGCCCAUGGUGCCGAGGUGACAGUCCGAUGUCGACACCAGGCUAUCAACGAAGUAUGGUACUACUUCAACAUCGCCGGGCCACUGCAGACGGGCAAAUUCGUCCCAUCUGACCCAGAUGGCCAAACAUCCAACUGCCCCCGCAGCGGCAUCCACUACAUUCCCAAGACUCCCCGAAACGGUCACGAGCCAACCAAGACAUCCCGUGGACCUGCUGAGCCGACCGCACCGAGCGCGCCCUUUUCAGGAAAAGGGAACCUAAUGAUCUCAACUAACGGUCAGAAGCGAGGCUGCAUCAUUAGUCACGGCGCGUGGUUCACCUCGGGAACCUGUGCGACUUUCACGGCCACUAAGGCGUCUGGUAUGUGUUCUCCGUUGCUGCUUUCCUAUUCAGGCGGGCAGUCAGUAACUGACGGCCCUUCUUGA